Molecule: messenger RNA, 2334 nt
Organism: Trichoderma gamsii
Lineage: Eukaryota; Fungi; Ascomycota; Sordariomycetes; Hypocreales; Hypocreaceae
Exons: 2
Coding region: 1-2334 (777 amino acids)
Biological process (GO): wybutosine biosynthetic process
Molecular function (GO): catalytic activity; FMN binding; 4 iron, 4 sulfur cluster binding
Source: RefSeq, a predicted model, not a curated record
AUGGACGCGGGAAUUCGUCUCCAAUUGGGGACGGCAGUUGCUGACCUGGUGGAACUGUGGCACGCCUACCGCACGUCGAUAAUUCUGUGCGCUCUUGUUCUCCUGGUCGGUCUGCGCACACUUCUCCAUGCGGCUGAAGACAGGGAGCCCUUAGCUGUGCUUCCCAAGAUUUAUAACCAGGAGAAACCCGAGGCGAACGAAAAGACAGCUCGAGAAGCGCCACCUGUCGCCGUGGCCGAGAAAAAGUCUACCGGACCAAGACGUAUAAAGGGUGGUGUGACAAGGAAACCCUCGCAUGAGAAAAAGGCGACAGCUGUCGAUACGGAUAGACCUACCAAAGUACUCGUGUUCUUCUCCUCUAUCACCACCAAGACGGAGAAGAUUGCCCACGAGUACAUCAAGACGCUUGAGACAUUCCUGGAUCAAAAGGCUGGAGAAACAGAGAGCAAAUUCCUGAAGCCCGAACUGCUCGAUUUGACUGAAAUUGACUUUGAAGACUAUUUCGUCAGCCCUCCCAAGUCUGCUGAGAACGCCGCCUACGUGUACCUUUUCCUCCUCCCGAGCUACAACAUCGACUCCAUCAACGAUACAUUUCUGCAGCAUCUCCAAGAGACCCACCAUGACUUUAGGAUCGAUACUGCCCCUCUGUCUUCGUUGAUUGGAUACUCGGUAUUCGGCUUUGGAGACAAGGAAGGAUGGCCCAAUGAAGACGAGGGGUUCUGCUUUCAGGCCAAGGAGCUAGACAAAUGGAUGUCCAAGUUGACCGGCCGGAAGCGAGCCUACCCCGUCGGAAUGGGCGACAUGAAGAGCGACCACACGGAAAGAUUCACAGAGUGGACUACUGGAGUACAAGAUGUCAUUUCUCAGGCUGUACAGACUGGAUUCCUCGGCGAGGGUGUGCCUGGUAGUGGUGAUGCUGUAGAGAGCGACGAAGAAGACGCUGAAGCCGAUGACGGUGAAGUCGUAUUUGACGAUGAAGAGUCUGGCGAUGGCAAAUCUUCUGAUGACUCUCGGCCACUGGACGACGUUGAGGACCUGGGAAAGAUGAUUCGUCCCAACAAGGAUGGAAAUGGGACUACCCGAAAAGCACCCCUGGCUGUUGAUUUCACUACAUAUCCCUCCGCCACCAAGAAGAAGGCCCAGGCGCCCAUCAUUAAAGAGAUGGUAGCCAAGAACUCACCCACUUAUACCGCUCUGACCAAGCAAGGAUACUCCAUUGUCGGCUCUCACUCUGGCGUCAAGAUCUGCCGCUGGACCAAAUCUGCUCUGCGCGGACGGGGCAGCUGUUACAAGUAUUCCCUCUACGGCAUCAACUCUCAUCAGUGCAUGGAAACCACUCCUUCGCUCUCAUGCUCGAAUAAAUGUGUCUUUUGCUGGCGUCACGGAACGAACCCUGUCGGUACAACAUGGCGAUGGGUGGUUGAUCCCCCGGACAUGAUCUUUGAUGGCGUCAAAGAGAACCACUACAAGAAAAUCAAGAUGAUGCGCGGUGUUCCUGGUGUGAGAGCGGAGCGAUAUGCCGAGGCUCUUAGAAUUCGACACUGUGCUCUCUCCUUGGUGGGAGAGCCCAUCUUCUAUCCCUAUAUCAAUGAAUUUCUUGCUCUCCUGCACAAUGAGCGAAUCUCUUCUUUCUUAGUCUGCAAUGCACAACAUCCUGAUCAGCUCGCGGCUCUCAAGGCUGUGACUCAGUUAUACGUGUCCAUCGACGCCUCCAACAGAGACUCGCUGCGAAAGAUUGACAGGCCUCUCCACCGAGAUUUCUGGGAGAGAUUCUUGAGAUGCCUAGACAUUCUUCGGGAAAAGCGUUUCCGCCAUCGCACAGUCUACCGCCUGACUCUUGUCAAGGGCUUUAACGUGGAAGAUGAAGCUGAAGGCUACGCCCAACUCAUUGAGCGCGGACUGCCAUGCUUUGUCGAAGUCAAGGGAGUGACGUACUGCGGUACGUCAACAUCCUCCAAUGCCGGCUUGAGCAUGUCCAACGUGCCGUUCUACUGGGAGGUCUGCGAAUUUGUCAAGGCACUGGACAAGCGUCUCCAGGAAAAGGGCCUUGACUACGGCAUCGCUGCCGAGCACGCCCAUAGCUGCUGCGUCUUGCUGGCGAGCAAACGGUUCAACGUCAAUGGCAAGUGGCAUACGCACAUUGAUUACCAGCGGUUCUUUGAGCUCCUUGAGGAGAGAGGACCAGAUGGUGAUUGGACGCCUGAGGACUAUAUGGGACCACCGACGCCUGAGUGGGCUCUGUGGGGGAAUGGAGGAUUUGAUCCUCGGGACGAAAGGGUGGAUAGAAAGGGCCGCAAAAUGGAGGCCAUUGUGACGCGCGAGGCACCCGAGUAA